AUGGGCGCGGGGGGCGCCGCGAGAGCCGACAACGGCCACUGCGGGGUGGUAGCGGGCGGCGGCUGCAGCGGCCCAGUGAACGCCGCGGAGGCCGCCGAGUGCGGCGAGUACCACGGCAGGGCUGGCGGACCGGUGGCGCGGCCGGUGGCGGGGGUGGCGGCGGCCCGUAGGGGCUUUCGAAACAGCGGCUGGCGGCUUUGUGGAGGGAACCGGCAUCUGGGCGGUGGGGCGCCGGAGGUGGAGACCAGCGACGCGGAUGGGGAGGGCAGCGGCGCGGUGGUGAUGGGCAGCGGCGCGAUGGUGGUGGUCGGCAGUGGAAGGGAUGGGGUGGGUGGCGGCGAAGACAUGACCGCAACUGAGCUAACUGAUACUAAGGUGGUAGGAGCUAGGGCUCUACCGGGUCUAGGCCGGAGAUUGUAUGGGGAGGAGGGAGGCGGGCGAGGCUUGGACCGCAAUGGCCGGCGUGCUGGCGCCGUCUCGCGCGGAGGAGGAGGCGGCGGCGAUGCCAGAGUGGCCGGCUAG
This is a messenger RNA of Aegilops tauschii subsp. strangulata, 522 nucleotides long. NCBI's taxonomy places the organism in Eukaryota, Viridiplantae, Streptophyta, Magnoliopsida, Poales, Poaceae. The record is from RefSeq and is a predicted model, not a curated record.